This is a messenger RNA of Neurospora hispaniola, 969 nucleotides long. RefSeq lists its product as uncharacterized. Bases 1 to 969 code for a protein of 322 amino acids. The record is from RefSeq and is a predicted model, not a curated record. NCBI's taxonomy places the organism in Eukaryota, Fungi, Ascomycota, Sordariomycetes, Sordariales, Sordariaceae. The transcript is spliced from 2 exons.
AUGAUAUACACAAGACCAAUGGUGCCGGAUACGCUCAUCUUUAUCAUCCCUAGGCACGUCACUUCCACAGUACCACAAGUCAAGGUCGAUACCAUCUUCGCUCGCCGCAACUCACUUGCUAAGGUAGUCACCACUACACCACCAAAACCACAGCCUCUUGCUCGCGCACAAGGUACUCUUCGUACAUCACAUAUACCUCAUCUACCUCAUCUCCAUCCUGCCCUCCACACCAGAGUCUCGUCACUCGUCCACCAAGAAGUACAGAAGCUGGCCGAUAUUCCGGGAAUGAGGGUCGAACUGGUUCUCUAUUGGGUUCCAGCCAAUUAUGGCGUGACGCGCCAAAAGGAAGCGGGCAAGAUCGCCAUGAAAUGCCGCAAAAACGGCAAAAGCAUGUUCUUUGUGAACGAUGAAGAGAGGCCCAGUGAAGACUUGCCGAAGUCAGUCUCCUUACUUGUCAGAGAUGUCCUAAUUCUGGAGCGUCUCCGGAUCAACAAGGAAAGGAGGGCUAACGGAAAGGCAAGCCCGGCAACUACGACCCACCGGAAGGUAGCUCGCGCAAUCGCCGAGCCUGCCAUGAACCAAGACCGCCCCGCCUUGUCUCCUGCUGAGACUCUGAAGACCCAACUUCAAGAGCCUCACCCGAAUCAUUCUAAGCCCCGCGACCCCCCUCAGGCGCCCGGCGGCCAAGACCUCACGACAGAGGGAGAAGAGCGGGCCGACAAAGGCUGCCAUAACCCGCUGGAGGAGCAGGCUCUCGUCGAUCGACAGCUCCUAAUCGAGACUUACGAGCACCAUAUUCGUUACUGCAAGGAGAUGGCCCUUCCAGGACGCAGCAUUCGCGGGACCCAGCAGCUUUGGAAGAACGCUGCCGAGUCAUAUUGCUUUGACCUGGAAGAGCUGGUGCCGGACCAUCCGUUGACUCGUGUUCCGCGCCAUCCCUUGCUCGCUUUCAUCUUCUCUUCACCAUGA